AUGCCCGCGAAUGACUGUGUUCUGAUGGACAAGAUUAUUGAGGGAGAUGGGAAAACUAUCCCACGCAAAGGCAGCAUUGUGACCCUUGAUUAUGUUGGUUUUUUGCCAGAUGGUAGAAAGUUUGACUCCACUAUUGAGCGUGGAAGGCCAUUUGUUUUUCGUGUGGGUUGUGGGGAGGUUAUAAAGGGAUGGGACGAAGGAAUUGUGCAGAUGUCAAAAGGAGAGCGAAGCCGACUCACCAUGCCCCCCACUUUGGCUUUUGGUUCCACCGGAUUCCCUGGUAUGAUUCCUCCUGACACCACCAUCGUAUUUGAAGUGACACUAUUGGAUGUAGCUUAG
Messenger RNA from Trypanosoma theileri, 339 nucleotides. Its product is annotated as peptidyl-prolyl cis-trans isomerase. The record is from RefSeq and is a predicted model, not a curated record. NCBI's taxonomy places the organism in Eukaryota, Euglenozoa, Kinetoplastea, Trypanosomatida, Trypanosomatidae. Gene Ontology annotation, molecular function: peptidyl-prolyl cis-trans isomerase activity. The coding region runs from base 1 to 339 and encodes 112 amino acids. The transcript has a single exon.